This is a messenger RNA of Racocetra fulgida, 171 nucleotides long. The record is from the annotation of a GenBank genome assembly. NCBI's taxonomy places the organism in Eukaryota, Fungi, Glomeromycota, Glomeromycetes, Diversisporales, Gigasporaceae.
AUGGCAAACGCACAAGCAAGUGUCGACCAAGAGUAUCCUCAAGAAACAAGAAAAGAAAUAAAAAAUUUGGAUAUCAGUUAUAAAAACAUAGAAGGCAUCUUAAAAUUAGAAGGGUUUAGUAACCUAGAUGUUCUUAACUGCUCAAAUAAUUUAUUAACCGAUAUUGAUCUG